Molecule: messenger RNA, 4174 nt
Organism: Manis javanica (Malayan pangolin)
Lineage: Eukaryota; Metazoa; Chordata; Mammalia; Pholidota; Manidae
Gene: LIX1
Product: limb and CNS expressed 1
Biological process (GO): autophagosome maturation
Cellular component (GO): cytoplasm
Source: RefSeq, a predicted model, not a curated record
AUAUUUUGGGUUGGAGGAAAAAUUUAAAGGUUAGUUCCCAAAAUGAUGCUCCUGAAUUCAAAAAGAAGGCAUAAUCUGGGCCCUGCUACAUCCACAAUCCUUCUAACACUUCUUUAUCAAAGAAUUACUUAAGAGUAUACUGAUUCUGAGCUAGAAGACCUGAGCCUGAAUGUCCUUUGUUACUAAUGAAAUUUUCUUGCAAAAUAACCUUCUAGAUUCUGUAUACCUGAAGACAGCACAUUUGAAGAAGGGGGACCAAAAGAAAUACCCAAGUCAAAGCUGCACACUGUUCAAGCAAAAUCUGGUUGGAGAGGAAAGCUUUUCCAAUGAUUAGCGAGCUUCCCCAGCUAGCCUGUAGGUGGGUGUGUUUAACAGAAGGAAGCAAUGGGAACUCGCCUGUCAGCCAGCCUUUAGAGCUAAUUAGCUCAGCAUACAACAAAGAUAAGUGAGCCUGAGAGGAGGGCCCCUGAGGGGUCUUUACAUUCUGGGAAAUGUCUGAUUGGCAGAUGUUAAAAGGGAUUCUUUGGUAAUCCUGUGCAUCAAUGAGCUGCACAAAUUCAGUCCAGAACUGCAAGAAUUCAGGCAUGAGGACACUGUGCAGCAGGCUCGCACAGCAGACCCAAGAUGGACAGAACCUUGGAAUCCCUGAGACACAUCAUUGCCCAAGUCUUGCCUCACAGAGACCCAGCUCUAGUCUUCAAAGACUUGAAUGUUGUGUCAAUGUUACAGGAAUUUUGGGAAAGCAAGCAGCAACAGAGGGCUAUAUUCUCAAGUGAAGGUGUGGUAGUCUAUGAGUCAUUGCCAUCUCCUGGACCUCCCUUUGUGAGUUAUGUGACCCUCCCAGGAGGAAGCUGUUUUGGCAACUUUCAGUGCUGCUUAAGUAGAGCUGAGGCCAGGAGGGAUGCAGCUAAAGUGGCUCUAAUCAACUCCCUCUUCAAUGAGCUGCCCUCUCGCAGGAUCACCAAGGAAUUCAUCAUGGAAAGUGUGCAGGAAGCAGUUGCUUCUACUAGCGGCACUUUGGAUGACGCAGAUGACCCCAGCACCAGCAUUGGAGCCUACCACUACAUGUUGGAGUCAAAUAUGGGCAAGACCAUGCUGGAAUUUCAGGAGCUGAUGACCAUUUUCCAACUGUUGCACUGGAAUGGAAGCCUGAAAGCCCUUCGUGAAACCAAGUGUUCCCGACAGGAAGUCAUCUCCUACUAUUCCCAGUAUUCCCUAGAUGAAAAGAUGCGCAGCCACAUGGCCCUGGAUUGGAUCAUGAAGGAGCGGGAGUCGCCAGGGAUUCUCUCUCAAGAGCUACGAAUGGCUCUGAGGGAGUUGGAGGAAGCCAGGAAAGCAGGACAAGAACUACGGUUUUACAAAGAAAAGAAAGAAAUCCUGAAUUUAGCCCUGACUCAGAUCUACAGUGAGCCUGACACUUCCUCACCCAGUGAUGAUCAGCUGAGCCUCACUGCCCUUUGUGGCUAUCCCUAGCAAGGCCAGGUCCCCGCUGCCCCCCAGAUUGGCAGAGGCUGGACUUUAACAUAGGGAAGUUCACUGAAGGAGGUCAUCAGGGGCUUAGCACCUAUAGCUACUACCUGCAGGCUGCUAACUCUCCCCACCCAUUCCAUGCACAGAAUCUGAGAGUAAUAGGACCCUCAGAGGACCCAACAUCUCUCUACUUGACAGUCUCCCCAGCAUGUUCUCAAUGAUGCCACCUCAGGCUGAAAGGAUGCAGACAGGGUUGUUUGAUGGUAAUUUACUGGCCUGCCUCCAACCAACAGUCCAGUUGAUAUGCCUUGCUAGAUCAUGCAUUUUUUAAUCAAAGAAUGGGCCAGUGUCUCAUCCCCCAGAAUAGCAGCCAGGACUAGGGAAAGUAGCAUGAUAACAAUUUGUAAAAACAUUUGGAUUAAAUAAAUGAUAUGGAUUGUUUUUAAAAAAAUUCAUAGGGUCAGAGUUUCUUCCUAAGUUUUGUAAGCUAUGAGAUAGUUUAUACUCUGCUAGGUGUAAUUCAGAAUGACAGUGGGGGGUUAUCUGUACAUCCCAUUAUCAAAGAUUUUUAAGUGGUAAUAGUAUGAAAAUAUUAGAUAAAUUUAAUGUGGCUUAAAAUACCACUGUAAUAUUUUUUUUUUAAAUCCUCACUUUUCCAUAAGGGGAUAAAUGUCACCUAGAAUAGUAUCCUCACUUGUAUUCCUCAAGAAGAAUUAAUAUCCAACUUUAAGGAGUCCUGCUAACAGUCAUGUUCAUUUUUAAUUUGCAAAUAGAUGCUGGAAUUGAUUUGUUUUUAUUUUUGCCACCCCAGUCAUGUAUCUAUAAUGUUACUGGCAUUUUAAAUGUUAAAACAUGAUAAAAAUCAUUAGCAUUUAACAAUGAUUGCAUUUUAUUCAUUUCUUAGUCAUUAGAGAAGUAAUCUUUAAUUGUCUUGGUUGUUGUUCAAGAACAUAAGCCACCAUACAGUAGCUCAAAUGUAGUGUCAUUUUUAAGUUUAAAUUACUGAAAUCUUCUUUAAAGAAGGGACAAGACAUUGCCAGCUCUCUUUGAAAAUGUCUUGGGUCAAUCAACUGAUUAGAAAACCAAAAGCAAUACAAAUGGUUCCUGGUCACUCAGAUUUAGGAAUGACAGCAGUGUCAGUUUUAAACACUUGUAGGUAACUUGAAAACAAUUAUUCUGCACUUAGGCCAACAAUUCAAAUGAAAGAAAUCAGUUUUCUCAAUUUUAAAACAGGUUUCCUUUUCUUCUGUUUAGGCAAAUGCAGACUAACAUUCCUGAAAGUUAAAACCAUUUUAAUUACAUUUAAGUUUACAAAAACAUUAUAAUUUAGCCUCAUAUCUAAAUAUGUACAAAGGUAAUUGUCCCUCCUUAAAUCCCAUGAAAACCACAGUAUAUUGAUCAUAUGUUUUGGGAUUAGCCCUGAUAACACAAAAUUUAACUUCAUACCGUAUUUCUCAUACAGGGGGAAAAUUUAGAUACAUAUCUGCCCUAAUGUUUUGAAAAGGUAAUACUAUAUAAUAUUUGAUAAAUUUUAUUUUAAAAUACUGUUUUAACAAAAAUCACAUUCCUCUCCAUAAUGAGGCUAAAUGUCAUUUAGAAGAAAACUUUAUUCCCUUAUGUUCCCAAAAAGGAAUUAGAACGAAUAUUUAUAAGCUGAAUAAAUUUUUAAAGUUAAGAAACUUUCCAUUUCAAGUAAUUUUUUAAUAAAGUCACUAUUCUUUAUCAUUUCAAAACAGCAACUUCCCUUGUUGGGUGUAAUUAAAGGUUCUGUACACCUUUGUUGCAUUGCAGCUGUGGACAAUGACCACCUCAAGCUGACACUAUCUAAUUAGAUGCAGGAACAGGAAUCCACUGAGAAAAUACUAUAUUCACUCUCUGUCCUACAAUUAGAAAACUGUACUCAUUCUAUAAAUUGAAAGCAGAGGUUCUCCCUUGGCCACUAUCAGCUUUUCCCAUCUGGUCAAAACCUCCCACUCUUCCUAGACUAGUAUGGAAGCUACAACAAAAGAAACAAAGUCAGAGUCUUUGCCACUGCUGGUCCCUUUGAUGCUCAUUUAUAGGAGUUCAAUUUCAGCUAAGACAUAAUGGCUGUCAGCACAUCAUAUAAGCAUCCAUAGUCCUGGCCUUGAGAAGAGCAGGGUUGAAGAGCAAAGUAUUUUUUGCUUCUCUGAAUCUUUUCUCAAUAACACACUGUUGAAGGGGUCUAGAAUGGAAGAUUCUCUAUUUAAAUAUAUGCAGUCUGGGUCCUAACCUUAUGUGGUUAUAAACCUUUUGAGAAUCUGAUAAAAGCUAUGGGCCUUUUCCUAGGAGAAUAGAAUAAAGCAUAUAGGAUACAUUCAAAAUUACACAGUUUCAGAGUAUGUGGACCUCCCCAAAGUUCAUGGAUUGCUGUGUCCAAGGACCCCUGGUUUAGAACUCAAUUUUGACUACAUACUUACUGCCUCAAACUUUUAGCAGGGAUCCAAACUAGCUCAUAUAGACAUAUGUCUAUAUCUAUCAACCUAUAGACAUAGCCUCCUAUAGCUUAUUGCUAAGAUAAAUGUCAUCAUUUAUAAUAUGAAAUUGUACUGUAUUUUGACAAGAGAGUUUAAUUUUCACAAAAUUCAAAUAUACCAAAUUGUUAUUUAAAAAAAAACAGCUCAAAGAAAACUUGUCACUAAACUUGCAUGAACCUGUCAGAAUAUUUUGUAUUUAAUAAAGUCAC